This is a messenger RNA of Owenia fusiformis, 333 nucleotides long. The record is from the annotation of a GenBank genome assembly. NCBI's taxonomy places the organism in Eukaryota, Metazoa, Annelida, Polychaeta, Sabellida, Oweniidae.
CUUGUCUCUAUUACAGCUGUAUAUCCGUGCUUCUCCAAUCCUUGUGGCCAUAAUGGGCGAUGUGUGUCGGAGAGUGAAGGAGAUACGUACCGAUGCAAUUGCCAAGACGGAUAUAGUGGCAAAAACUGUGAAACUGGUCCAACUCUUGGUGGAUGCUACCCAAACCCAUGUCUUCACAAUGGAGAAUGUAUUUGGAAACAAGAGAACAAUGACUACCAGUGUAACUGCCUCGGCGGUUAUAGUGGGAGGAACUGUGAAACAGAUGAGAUUUUCAACCGCUCAGUUGCUGGCAUCACAAUUGCGUCUUUGAUCUUAGCCGUCGUUAAUGCAAUC